AGUUACUCUCCACUGCUGUAGGUUAUAGUCUACACGUUUAUCUUGGUAAGGUACGUUUUUGUUAACUUUGUUGGGUUUACCUUCAGUAACAGACACGUAAACAGCGUUGCUGUACAAUGACCGAGCAGGGAGGGACAGAGGGAAGCUCGGUGAGAGAAAGACCAACCCAGCGAAACACACGGUAGGCUGCUAACGGAGAGAGCAGCAUGGCGGGGCUACAGGACUUCCAACAAGGCAGCAACUGUCACAGGAAAACGUGGAUCAAUAUACUAUUAGGAAUAGUUCAUUUACUUUUACCGUGCGUCCAGCACGGAGGGGCUCAGCUGCAAGCUCUGAGUCAGAUGUCCACCAGCGUGGUCGAGGUCUGGCAGCCAGAGGAUGCAGACUCAUUUGUCCCGCUUCAGAUGGAAAAGGAGCGGAGAAAAGAUGGUCUUCCUCUAGAAGACAGCUCCUCUCCAUAUACACGGGAGAAUGGGAGGCCUUUGCUUUUUCAGCCCCCAGCGUUGGAGUUUGGGACGCAGCCGCUGGGGCUGCCAAGAGCUGAAACCAUAUAUAUACACAACCCCAGCCAGGAAGUUCCUGUGACACUGCUGUCAAUGUUUACAUCCAGCAGGCAUUUUUACAUACCUUCCUUUCACAGAAGUGUGAUCCCACCCAAAGGGAAGGCAUCUUUUAAACUAAUUUUCCUCCCGUCUGAGGAGGGCAAUGUAGAAAACACAUUAUUUAUAAACACAUCCGCCCAUGGGCUGCUCUCAUACCAGGUAUUUGGUGUGGGAGUUCACCAGGGUUCAUUAAAGUCUGUCCAAAGAAAGGAUAGACUCCUAAUAUUCCCUCACAUCCAGAGCAUUAAGCUGACCCUAACUCAGGAAGAUGCCUCCAACAUAACUAUACUGGGUCUACUCCUGGAGUGCAGCUUACCGAAGAGUUUGUUCAACAGCCCUCAGGGGUCCUGCCUCAAGAGUGAGGAACGCCUCAGUCUGCAGAUUAAUCUGUCGACACGUGGUGACCAGCCUGCUGACCUGGACAAACUCAAGCCUUAUAUCAUUGAGCACAUUCUAGUGCUGCUGGUAGCCCCCACCGCAGGACCAUCUACAGUAGGGGAUCCAAAAAUAGGGGUGCAUAUGUUAAAUUCUGGAGGCAAGAAACUAUAUGUAAAGGAUGUGCGGGUGCUAUCAGAAGUGGAGGCCAGCCUGGAAUUUCAGCAAGUUGCCCUGAGACCAGAGGCCAAAAACUUCACUGAAGUGGCUACCCUCGCCUGCAGAGGUUCAUUGCCAGCCCAUGGAAGAAAAUGCAUCAGUCAUAUCAGUUUAAAAAUUCUGGGGAACAGGACAGCCUACAACUUCCCUGGGCUACAGAUCAUACCCAGAUGGAUGGUGGGAGAUUUGUUCAGCCUGUUCCAAGUGAAACAAAGAGAUGCCAACCAGGUGGAUCUGUGGCUGACCAACCCCACGCUCCUGCCCCUCACUGUGUUCAAUGCCAGCCUCUCGCACAAGUUGCAGGGAGUAAUGAAGGUGAUGAAUUUCAGCGGCCCACUGACAGUUCCUCAGGGUUGUUGGUGGAUCCUGUCCCUUCAGCUGCUCAGCAGGGCCCUGCCCGUUAACCAGGUGUCCACCCUGAGUUUGGAUACCAGCCUUGGCUUAGCUCUGCACAUCCCCCUCUACUUUAACUCUACUGCUUCCAAGGGGGAUGUGGUGUUUGAGACAGAACAAGAGUGUGGGCAGCCUUGCCCCCUCAGAUUGUCUGAUACAGGUUGUUCAGAGUGGCAGCGCUCUCUCCUCCCAGACUUUUCCCCCUCGUCCUGGGAAAUAGACAACAAACUGGCCUCUGAGCUCUGCUCUCGAUGGCAGAGCCACAAAGACAACCUGCCUUGCAGGUGGCCCAGACUGCCUGUAGAAACAUCAGCUCCUCUGGAUUUUGGUGCUACACCCGUCAAUGACAGCAAGGUCAAGACGUUUAUGCUGAAAAAUCCUUCCGCUUCAGUAAUUUCUGUAGAGAUUCGAAUCCUCUCCCAGUACCCUGCCCCGCUGGAAGCUCUGGAUUUCCUAACCAAAUGGUUUUCUAUUAUUCCACUCUCUGUCAACAUCAGCACCACAGAGUUUUCUCUGUUGGCUUCUCCACCCAAGGCUGGUGAGAACGUCGAGGACAUAACAGGAGAGGGUGUCCUGCGUCUGCUGCUGAAGCCCUGGGAGACCAGAGAGGUUGCUGUGGUGUUUACUCCCUCUGAACACAAACCCAUCACUACCAUUCUCAUCAUCAGGAACAACCUGACGGUGUUUGACAUGGUGAUGGUGCAGGGCCAUGGGGCCAAAGAGCUGCUAAGAGUCGGAGGCAAACUGCCUGGCCAAGGAGCCUCCCUGCGCUUCAACGUUCCUCAGUCAACUCUAAUGGAGUGUCGUGAUGGUGUGCGCACCAACAAGCCACUGUUUGCCAUCAGAAAAAGUUUCAAGGUGGAGAAUGCAGGAGAGCUUCCUCUGACAGUCGUGUCGAUGAAUAUAAAUGGAUACAAGUGUCAUGGUUUUGGCUUUGAGGUGUUGCAGUGUCACUCUUUCAGCCUCGACCACAACACCUCCUCAGAGAUCACUAUUGCGUUCACCCCAGACUUCACCUCCUCCUGGGUGAUCCGGGACCUCACCCUGGUAGUUCCUGGCCCCAGCUGGGAGGAAACUUUCUGGGUGGUCACCCUCAUCUUUACAUGCUUCUCCCUGUUUGGUGUGUGCCUGAUGGCCUUCCAUCAGGCUCAGUAUAUACUGAAUGAGUUCUCCUCACACAGCAUCAGAAGCAACCACAACUGUGUCCUGUCCCGGGACAGCAGCUCCGUCAGCAAUAUAAUACCCAAUGGAGUAAAUAAAACAAAGGGAAGUUGUAAGAGCUAUGUGGACAGCGGUCACACCUCUGACAAGGGUAAGGGGCGUGGCUCUCCAGCUUUAGCCAGCAGCCCCGCCCCACAUCCUCAGUCUUCAAAGAAAAGCUCCUCAACUGCCCAAUCCCAGCCGCAGAAGAAACACAAGGUUUCACUCUAUUACACCAAAUAUAAGUCCAGCUCAUCCACAGCAGGAGUUGGGGGUGUGACAAUGGAUGAAGAGCAUGAAGAUUUGACACAGGAUGCUCCUCUGACCCCAGACCUCGAUAUCUGCAACAACAAUGAACCAGCUUUCAUCAGUGAGCUGGAUAAAAAGAUGUCCACAGACUUUAAAGACGACCCCCACAGCACUGUAGAAGAUGGAGUGCCAGCAGCAGUUAUGUUUCCUGUGGAAAUGCCUGCUGGUUUUCCAGAUAAUGUCACAGUGGGUCCGGGACCUAGACCAGGCCUGUUAGUGUGCAGUCCUGUAGAGAAGAGGUGCCCUGAGCAACAUGCAGAGAAGAUAGACUCUGACAAAAGGGACAAUUCUGAAAUGGAGGUAAGGAUGGUGCUGAAAUUUACCAUGCUACUACUAAUUUAA
Messenger RNA from Monopterus albus (swamp eel), 3440 nucleotides. It is a transcript of the gene tmem131l, whose product is annotated as transmembrane 131 like. Lineage: Eukaryota; Metazoa; Chordata; Actinopteri; Synbranchiformes; Synbranchidae. The record is from RefSeq and is a predicted model, not a curated record. Gene Ontology annotation, cellular component: membrane. Bases 207 to 3440 code for a protein of 1077 amino acids. The transcript is spliced from 26 exons.